Messenger RNA from Chinchilla lanigera (long-tailed chinchilla), 1337 nucleotides. RefSeq names its product collagen alpha-1(I) chain-like. The record is from RefSeq and is a predicted model, not a curated record. Lineage: Eukaryota; Metazoa; Chordata; Mammalia; Rodentia; Chinchillidae.
ACCUCCCUAGUGCUGGGACUAUAGGCAUGCACCACCAGGCCUGGCAAGAAAACUUUUAAAAAAUAUGUUAAAUUCAUAACCGGAACCUGUCAGGCCAUUGGUAAUAACAUCACAUUCACUUUUGCUCAACAUGGGCUGGGGGGUGUCGCGAUGCAAUGGUGAUUCCGUUCUACGAUGUAUAGUGUGUGCUCAGCACGCAGGAGGCCCUGGGUUUGGCCCUAGCGCCUUAAAAAAAAAGGCAAAGUUUUGCUCAGUACUUGUAAAGAGCCGGAGAUAUAGCUCAGCGGUGCAAGUGCCUGCCCGGCAAGUGGAAGGUCCUGAGUUCGAUUCCCGGUACCAAAAAAAAAAAUCAAUACUUGUAAAGCCCUGCGUCCAUUUGGGAAGAGACCGCCUUCAAUGCAGUGGAGAACAGAGACAAAAAAAGCCAGGCUGGCCCGCCUGAGGGCUGGGGCCAGGGGCCAGGGGCCAGGGGCCAGGAAGGGGAACUGCGGAACCAGGGGAGCCCCGAAGGCUAGCAGGGGCAGCGCGGGCCCAGAAGGAAGCACUCAGGACGGGACAGGCGAGGUCCCCGGCAGAUCCGGCUCUCCUCCCCUGGGAGCCCACACACCCGCGUCGGGGCGCACCAGCCCCGCGGCCGGCACGGGCGCCGACGGGAGCUGCGCUUUAACUGCCAUGUUUGCAACUUUUUAUAAACGCGCCCGGAACGCGCUGGUGGAAUUUCACCAAGCUAUCUCCAAGGCCGAGUCUCUGCUCUGGCAAGAGAAGCACCGACAGCCAGCAGUGCGACCGCCCCGCAGGAAAGGGCCUGGGCACUCCGAGGAGGGCGAGGAGGGCGGCACUCACUGGGGCUGCGGGCGGGCUUCCGUCUGAAGCAGCCCCCCAAGGUACAAGAAGAGGUGCCCGACGCACGUGCGGGACAGCGCACGCGUGGGAGCUGCCGGGGGCACACAGUAGGCCCCCUGGGAGGGAGCUCUGCGUCUCUAUCCUCCUCCUCCUCCUGCGGCUGCUUGAUUCCCCUCUUACCCCCUUUACCGCUGAGCUCUCCAGUUUUAUUUUUUCGGAGACUGGGUCUUGCUAGAUAGUUCAGGCGGGCCUCAGACUUGAAGUGAUCCUCCUGCCUCAGCCUCCUGCUGCUGGGAUUACAGGUGUGCACCACCAUGCUUGUCUUCUUCAUUUUUAGAUACCACAACACUUACACCCAUCUGUGAUGUUUGGAUUUGCUAAAGUGUGUAAGGUUACACACUGCAGAUUUGCUCCAGUGCUACAAUUUUUUAAAAUUAAUUAAUUUUUUGGUCUUUUUGAGACAGGGUCUCACUAUGCAGUUUAGGCUGGCCUUG